GGGGGAAACUAGACUGGCAAUGUGGGUUACGGUGUUUUUCGUCAUGUGACAGCCGAGCUGAUAUCACAGUCGAGCAGCUGCUGUUAGCGGUGACGGUAGCCUACAGUCAAUUGAGCUAUACGUCUUCUAAGCUGGCAGAGCAACGUCGCCGUUUCAUGAAGUCUUAUGUGAACUAACAGCAUGGAGACCAAGCAAGAUGGUAGCGCAUCUGAGGACCGAGAAGGGUCAAGGUCGCGCGGCCGCAAACGAACUGCUCGAGAAAUCGCCAAAAUGUUCGAACAGUUGAAAGAAAGACAUAUUCUAAGAAAGCGGGAGUGGAAAACAGAGAAAGAAGAGCUACUUCGGCAGGCCGCCGUAGCGGCAGAUAGUAAAAAAAUCCUGUUGGAUUUAAAGAAAGUUCUGGAAGGAUUAAGGAUUGAAUUGAAAGAGGAAGAGCGGAAGAGAAAGGAGGGGAGUGAGAUUCACCAAGAGGAGAAAAGAGGAUGGGACGAAGAGAGGACCAACCUCUUGGAUUUAAUACAUGAACUUGAAAAAAGCAGCCAACGUAAGCCCACAAACCCACAACCAAGCAAUCCGUCUGAAGUCGAUUCUUUAAAACGGAGACUUGAAGUUAGUGAUCGUGAUUUGAACUUCAUGAAAAAAAUGAACUCAGAAAUUGAGGACGAAAACUCGAAGUUAAAAAAAGAGUUUGAAUCAGAAAGGAUAAAAUUGAUCAAAAAACACGACGACGAAGAGAAAAAAUGGUCGGCUCUAAAGCAACAACUGCUGGAGAAAAUUCAAUACCUUGAAGAAAUAAACAUGACGCCAUUCCCACUACACGGCAGCCAUGUGACGUCAUCAUGUAGCGACGAUCGACGUCAUCAGACCUCCCUCGAGACGACGAAGCCAGAAGUAAGCAUGGAAUCAAAACGAAUCCCAGCAGUGUUGACCACUGAUAAAACUGCCUCUGCAAACCUUACUACCGAGACUUGUAACUAUGAACAAUUUCACAACACUGUGGAUGCCGCGUUAAAGCAAAUUGAGAAAAUCAGCGAAGACUUAGAUAACAUUAACAUUGAACCUACCAGCCCCCGUGCUAAUGACGUCACAUCACCGGAAGUAGAGACGCGAAAUACGUCAUCAUUGUCGUCAGACCUGGUCGCACAUCCGACCAUGCCACGGCUGGCUGAUGAUAUCCCUCAGCAAGCUGCUAACUUUGUUUCGGCUCAAAAAGCUACGGAUUUCGUUGCUGAAAGGAACGAAAAGCGAAAGAGGUCGAGAUCGUUUUGUACCAGAACAAACGAAGAACCAGCAACCGUCGAACCGAUGCAGAGACGUUCCUCUUUAAGCCAUUUCAGUUCUUCCUCACUUAGCCCGACGAAAACGAACUCUCCUGAUUCUCGUGGUCGCCAAUCAAAUUCGAACCGGCAACAUUCAGUUUCUCCAGCACGCACAACUCCUACUAGCACGACAGGGUCAAACCGUUCUUUCGCCAAAGUUGAAAAACAUUAUGUAGCCGGAAGGCCGACUCAUUCGUCGGUAACAUCCUUUUCGCCCAAUCCCGCUAAAAAGCUUCCAAAUCUGCAUCAACAGUUGCUAUUUUUCGGAGGAAAGCCUGAAAGAGGCAGUAGCGUUUCACCAAGGCCCAAUUACACGCAGUCAACCAAAUCUUCGUCGCCUACUAAGUUGAAGCUUACCAAAGAGAACUCCAGUGGUACACUCGUAGGAAGCCCAGACAGUUCAAGUUCCACACAUCCAGUAGAACUUGUAUCUGUAUCUCCAGUUCGUACCACCGAUUCUGGGGUCACUACUCCUCUCAAGGUUAGAUUCAGUAGUAUUGAUGAGGAUGCUACGUCUGUUCCGCCUCCCGUUGCUCCAAAACCCGCGGUGACGAUCGAGAAAGAUGCCUCCGGAGCACUCCUCCUUGUCGUCCCGGAGGAGAGACCAAAAUCCGAAGCUAUUUUAGAAAAAUCACUGAACGUCGCAGAAGAUCGUGAUGGGAAUUUUGUAUCUUGUCAAAAUGGUUCAGCUCUUAAGACAGGGAUACCUGCGCCUGUAACAGAUAAGUCUACAAACUCGCUUGGGAAGAUGGGAAAGACUUGGUUCAAGAAACACUUAAAUUUCAGGGACGCAAAAACAGAUGAAGCAAAAAUACCGAAAGAACAAGCCAACAGUAACCCUAACCCGAAGAGCAGUAAAAAGACACGAUUGAAACACUACACGAAAAAAGAAACCAAAUCAAAGUCAAAUGUGGGGAUUAGUUCGUCGUCUGACGAAAGUGACGUCACGAGAACAAAGGGAAAGUCCCGUCGUCACAGUCGAGUGAGUAACGAAGACCGAAGAGGCUCUACAGAAAUGAAAACGGUGUUGUCUCGGUUUAAGGCGUCAAAUUUUAAUCCUAAGAAGCCAGCCGUGGUGAAACAGUUCGAAAAAAAGCUGCUGGAAAACGAAGUAAGAAUGCUAAAGGAGCCGCCCAAGAAAGUACAAGCUCCGAGCUCCGCUAAAAUGAUCCGGAAAAAAUGGAACUUGGAUACUUUCGAAGAUGGGUACAGCGGAGAAGACGAACUUGAUGAUAAAGAAGGGUUGAGUCGGGAGAAUAGUAGUGAAAGUCCAACUGCCUCUUCUUUUGUGUCGUUCCGGCGGGCGCCGCCUAACGCAUCAUUGCAAAAUUUUAGAAGCUCGAAUAAAACAAUUCGACCGAAGCCUACAUACCGACGGAGCAUGACUGACUUAUCCAUGCAUUCAGACUUUGUUUCGAGCCCAAGCAGCAACUGGACUUGUCGCUCUGACCCGAAGGCGACUUCAGCUUUUCAUAAGGUGACGCCACGAUCAAAGUCAGAUGCGUCUACGAAGAAAUCGGAAAAUUCUAUAAGUGCAACAUGGAAGCAAAAGAUACUGAAAGAAAUUCCGGAACCGACUGUUCUCGUUACGACUCUCGACCAAAACAAAUCUGCGGGUGCUAAAGCUAACUCUGCGAGCAAAGAAGAGGAAACUAAGCAGAUCAUCGAAAAGUGCAAGAAGCUGCGGCCAAAACCGAAACGUUAUUCUCGUUCCGAGACUUUACCACUAACCGCCAACCCAGCGGUUAUAAAGGACAUUGAACGAUUUUGGGCGAACAAAAAUUCGGUCCGAAACGAAGACGAUAAAGCUGAAAGAAGGAGAAGUAUGCCACCUGCAGUGAAUGAGAACUCGGAGCCAACUAUUCCAGCAUUGACCUCGCGUUUUAAGAAACCAUCGCUGAAAAACCGACGGGUUCCCUCCCGAUGGAAAAAAGAAGAAAAUUCUUAGCCGGCCGGAUACAAUCAAUUCCUAUUCUGUACUUUGAUCCUGCUGCGAUACACACAAAAUGGGAGAAGAUGGCUGUAAAUGGAAACCCUAAAGAUGAAGCUAAACAAACUUAACGGAAUGAAGAUGUCUACGAACGUGCUAUUAACGAAUCGACCAACAGUCUGCGAAUUUAAUCGAGUGCAAAUCAUAUUUUCUGCUCGCAUCUUUGUGCUAUGCAACCAAUAGCAUAAACUGAGACUGUAUCAUUGAAUAUUUAACGGGUUUGAGGCCAAUUAUGGUGUGUGAAUAAGAAAGUACGUAGGUGAACUUGUAGUUCACUGUCAGAAUGUUUGCGAAUGAAUUGUGGGUGAUUGUAUGUACGUCUAUGGUUACAAGCUGUAUGCGUUUAAUAAAUUACUUCUAG
Molecule: messenger RNA, 3670 nt
Organism: Ciona intestinalis (vase tunicate)
Lineage: Eukaryota; Metazoa; Chordata; Ascidiacea; Phlebobranchia; Cionidae
Source: RefSeq, a predicted model, not a curated record